CACUGACUGCAUACGCGCCGCGCUGGAGAGCGAAGAUGGCGGAGAGUAAUGUCGAAACAGAGCACGAAUGGAGUGAUCGGGCCCUGGAUUCGGCUGAGGACACUCUGGUUGCAAUGGAAACUUUGCUGGCCACGCUGAGAGCCUUCGAAGACGUACUCAGCCAGCAAGACAUAUCGGUAGCAUCUUCCAAUGAGUACUGCGACAACUUCUGUCAGGCACUGAUGCACUAUGCUGGGAGCAGGAACUCUGUGGAGCAUGGUCUUCCUCUUCUGGAGGUUUACUGUCUGUCCAUAAACUGCUUUGCUGCAGCCCGAUGCCAUCUCACAGCAGAUUCCGACAGUGUCACUCUUGUAUUGAAAAGACUGGCUUUGAGCUGUUUUGAACUGCUGCUUUCAGUGCCUGAGAAUGAAAUCCCCUAUGAAGCCUGGGUUCAAUUCCACCACUUUGUUCAGAGUGCUCAUGAUACCUUGUUGCAGUAUGGGAGCACAGAUCUCCAAGCUCUUCUGCAAAUCACAGGAGAGGGAGGAGCAUGGAAUAAUCCUGUCCUCACUGCCCUUCUCACCGGUCAGCCAACCAGCAGAGAAGAAGUGGAUGGCUAUAUCACCCUGGAGGGUGAGGGUUUCAUGGAGAUGCGAGUCAAGCACUUGGAGAAGAUUGGUGAAGUGGCCAAGGCGGUGGUUCUGGCCAAAGCUUGCACUGAAUGCAGUUUGGUCACCAACCAAGCUACCUUUCGUCAAACAUAUGUCUCUCUGCUUUGUCAGCUGCUGCCCAAUGAAGAAGCCAUCAGAGAGAUAUCCAGACUUGACUGUAAGGAUGUAUUGGAAAUCACGUGUAAUUUGGAGACGGAGGGGGAGGAGAAUACAGCCUUCAUCUUGUGUACAACUUUCCUGACGCAGCAGCUUCAGCAGCAAAGUCUAUACUGCUCCUGGGAGUUGACACUUUUGUGGAGUAAGCUUCAGAGAAGAAUUGACCCCUCUUUGGAGUCUCUUCUGGAACGAUGCCUUCAGCUGGGUGCCAUCGCCAAAAUUGUUGACCAUUUGCUGUUUCUGGUCCGAAUUAUUCAAGCAGAGGCACGGGAACUGGGGCUAGCUUCAUCAGUUGAACUUUGUGUCAAAGCUCUCCAACUUCCAAAGAAAGAUGACAAUGAAACAAGAAUUUCUGUCUGUAAAACUGUGUCCAUACUUCUUCCUGGUGACCUUGAAGUGCUGCGUGCCUGUUUGCUCACAGAGUUCCUGCUUGGACCAAGACAGGAAGUCUUUGGCCACCUUGAAGAGCUCUACCUACGACCAGACCAGAAGUAUGACCAAGAAAAUGGGGUUAUUCCUAACUCACUCCGCUGUGAGUUACUACUAGCACUUAAAGCACACUGGCCUUUUGACCCUGAAUUCUGGGACUGGAAAACUCUCAAAUAUCAAUGCACUUCCCUCCUUGGAUUAAAGGUGGAGUCAGAGGGAGAAGAGGAAGAACCAGCAGACAGAGAGGAGAGCAGUAGACCACAUGAGCCACAUGAAAUCGCAGUGAAGUGUGUGGAAUCUGAACAACAAAACAGGUUAAAUGGAAGUAUUGGUGGCCAUGAGCAGAAAGAUGAUAAACAUGCUGAAAUAGAGGAUGUAUCUCGUAUAAAGAAACACAAACUCUGCUGUCAGAUUUGUAGUAGGUCGUUUACUGACACCCAAAUCCUUCCUCACUCUAGAAGGCAUGGACUGGAGAACAUUCACCCAUGCCCAGUUUGCUUAAAAAAAUUUCAAAGCAGGAAGGAACUUGUUCCCCACAUGAAGCAACAUGUUCACAGUGAAGCAUCCUUCUACAAAAAGGAGAAACAGAUAGACAGUGUUCAGAUAAAGAUAGAUGAGAAUGACGAGCUCGAGCCUGGUGAGAUCACUAUUGACCCUUCCUUAAUGCUGUAUUACAAAUCCACGCACGAUCAGGAUGUGCUCAACCACAUUGUGCAACAAGCCAAAUCUGUGCAAGCGAAGCGGAUGGACGAUGAUGUGUACAUCACUUUCGACCACAUUGAGCGUCACUACGAGCUGCAGAACCGGGAUGAGUAUCCGUGUCCUGGAACUGGGUGUCCAAGGGUUUUUAAACAUUCCAAGUACUUGUACGUUCACUUAAAGUCAGAGCACAAAGAUGAUGAGAAUGUUAAACAUUUUCAUCUCAUGAGGGACAAGCGGGAAAAGUGUGGCUUUUGCAGGCGCCAUUUUGUGUCAGAUUACCAUCACCGCAAGCAUCGGCAAGUUCAUCAUGGUGAGCAGCCUUUUACAUGUGUGGUUAUAGGUUGUGGCGCACGGUUUAGGUCUUCCUAUGACCUUAUCACACACAAACAGACCCACGGCUAUCAGCUCAACUACCAGUGUGAACUCAAAGGCUGUUAUGUCUCUUUCUCUGACUUGGGACAGUUAUAUCACCAUGAAGCACAGCAUUUCAGAGAUGCAGGAUUUACCUGUUGUAGCCCUGAAUGUAGUAAAUACUAUUUUUCCAAAAGGGAAUUUAUUGAUCAUCUGUCUACACAUAACAUUACCUUCUCUGAAAAUGACUUUGAGGCUCAGAUGAAGGCUAAGCAGAAACUUUUUAAGACUCUUGUGGACAAGACUGUCCAUGUCACUAGAUCAAGCGGAUCAGAAAAGACUGUAAAUCUUGAGUAUGUCAGUCCCCCUUCAUUGAGUUGUAUUUCUCCAUUGCAGCCAACAGAAUUUAAGGAGCCCAAAGCUGUGACGACUUUGGUGGCUGUGUGUUUUGAUGGAAGUAAGUUCACCUGUGGCUUUGAGAGGUGCGGCAUGACAUUUACGAGAGCUAGAGAUGUCCAGAGACAUCUGAAAUGUGCCCACCCAGAGCAUCUGAAGUUGGAACCCAAAGAACACAAACAUGACAGCGAGUGGGAUUCAACGUCCAAAGAGCUAAAGGCUGAAAUUGAGUCACAUGGUGAAGAAAAGGAAAGUGACGAACUCCCAAACCCAUUUCAUUCUCUCGACACUGGCAGAGAAAGGUUGUCAUCCCAUCAGCCCAGAUACAUUGGAACAUACUCUUCGAGCUCCAUAAAAAACGAUUCCCUCAAAGAAAUUCUCAUUGGGCUUAGCAAACUGAGCCUGAAUGGCUCCAACAGUGCACCAAGUGAGCCCCUGAUGUCCAACACCCCUUCAUGUCCUUCACAAACAUCCCUUCACCAGGCAAUCAUGGCAAAGCCACCUGUUGUAUUGCUUCAGAAACGACAUCCAUAUCAGUCUAAGAAAAAGGUGAGGGCUGCAUCAAAUAAGUCAUCCACGGCUGAAAAGAUCUGUGCAGAAUUAUUGGCCAUAGCCAAGCCGUAUGUUUGUGAGGUGAAAAGCUGUGGCUUCAGGACUGCGCAAAGUUACAGCUUGCUACGCCACUAUAACAACCUACAUGGUCGCAGCAUCUCGCAGGCCAAAAGACUGACAUCUCUGAAAAGCACAUUUAAACCUUAUGUCUGCCAGCUUUGUUCCAAGAGGCACAGAGAAAAACGUGUAUUGAGGGCCCAUUAUAUUCAGGCACAUCAUUUCACUGAUGCUAUGGUGAACAAAAUAAACUGUAAUGCUGUACCUGCGGACGAAAAGAAAACCACGGUGACUGCAGUGCAUACGUCCAAGUCCCUGAACUGUUCUCUCGAAGGGAAAGAAAUCCCUGCACUGCAUCAUCAAAACCAAAGUGAAAAAUCAAAUAGGGUCAGUGAAAACGGGCAAAACAUGGGCAAUCAUUCAUCUGAAGAGGAAGGGGAUGAUGAAGCAGACAGUAGGGAGGAAGAGAGGGAGCAAAAGGAACAAGGUCAGGAUGUGAUGCCGCAACAGGCCAGGCCUACACGCCGUUUGGUAGCAAAAAGUAAACUGUGUUAUAUAUUGGAUAAAUACAGUAAACCUUUUCAUUGUGUUGCAAAACACUGUGAUGCUGCAUUCUCCACCCAGGCAGGGCUUGUGCGCCACCUGCAGCUGGUACAUCACUACAAUCGCUCUCAACUGUUGUUGGAAAAAGACUUCGAUGUGCAUCGCAGCUCAGAUAUCAAAAAAGAGCCGGCCAGGAAAAGGCCCGUCACAAACUCUGAUGAACCACAGCCCCAAUUCAAAUGUCACUUUGCCAACUGCAAUGCCUCUUACCACCUUAAAAGCAGCCUUGUCCGUCAUAUUCGUCUUUAUCAUUCACAGGCACCAGGGCUAGUACGAUGCAAACAGGAGGGUUGUACAAAAGUGUUCACCCAUGAUAAUGCCCUGAAAAAGCAUAUUCUUUAUAGCCACUGUGAAUACUAUGAUUCCCUGGUAGUGCGUCUACAGAGCACUCACAAAAAAUCAAUUACUGGUUGCCAAAAGAAGCUUAUAGUCACAUCACAGAGUUCCGUGAAGGAACCCAGUUCACCUGCCGCACAGCCUGAGAAAUCCGAUCCCAAGUCUGAAGCGACUUCCCAGUCAGAGAAAAUGGAUGAGUCUCAUCACAAUAGAAGUAAAGUCUCAGAGAAACGGAACACGUUUGACAGCUAUGUCUACAGAUCUCACGAAGAAGCAUUGCAAAUGUGCCAAGACCGUUGUUUGCGUGUGGCUCACCCGUGCAUGGUGCAGCACUGCGAUUCUGUCGUCAGCUACAUGCACAGUUUGCAUCGUCACUAUAUGAAAGUUCACCGUAUGCCUCGAGAGGUUUUGAUGGACAACGAAGACAAGCUUGCUUUUAAUGCCGAGCAGCUUGAGGAGCUAAUUCAGAGGAAGUCAGCAAGGCCUACUUCUGCGGGAGCAAGUACACCCAAUGGGGUACGCAAAAUGGAGUAUCAGGCGGAAACUGAUAAGCUAGGAGGUCAGUCUGCACCUAUGGGACUCCUCUCAAUCAAGAAUGAGUCUCAGGAAGAGGAAAAUCAUGACUUACUGGGAUUGCCAGAAGAGAAAGUGGAGGAGCCAUCACCUGUUGAGAGAAAUGAUGAUGAUCAUGAUCACGGUGAACGGAGUACUAGUGAGCACACUGAAGAGUCUGUUGCAGGAAUGGAGAACGGCCAACAGGAGAAGCAAGUAAACUUGCAAAACUUCAAAACACUUCUUCGUCCUGUCACUGUAGAUCUUUCACCACCAUGCUCACUCCGUUUUACUAAUGAGGGCUUCCAGGACUCAUCAAGCACCAAUGAUGGUAGUAAAAUGUUGAACGGGUCAGCAGAAUUGUCCAGUUCUCCUGUUCGCCAGCCGCUGAAACGCAAAAACGAACUGUCUGAACAGCCUCCAAACUUGAAAGAACCUGAGCGUCUAAGCCCUGCUCCACGCCCUUUUGAUAUUGCCACUUACAAGCCUAUGGGGUUUGAGUCUUCAUUCCUGAAGUUCAUACAAGAAAACACCCCUCAAGACAAUAGUGACGUAUCAUUGCUAAAACAUGGCGAUGUGGUGCUGUUGAAAGGGCGGGAUUCUUUUCGACGCAGUUGUUCCAUCAAGGAGAACACUCAGUUGGGGAUCUCUCUCACCUGCAGCAGACGCACUCAGUCCCCACUGCUGAGGCCUCGUGCUAUGACUGGGCACUUUACCUCAGUCCAAAACUUGAAGUCUGUCUUGGACAAAGCACUGGCUGGGUGUGGAGACCUGGCCAUUAAGCAGCUUCAGUACCUCAGACCUGUGCUCUUCCGUUCUGUCCUUCAGUGCGCUGUUUUUCUCGUCGGGACAACCAAUAUGGCGAGAUUUCUGAGGCCUGCUGUGAGAGGAUUUAUCACCGCACAGCUGAGAAUGUCGUCUGAUCAGUUGGGUGAGUUGGGCAAAGGUGCAGGAAAAGGUGGUGGAGGUGGAGGAAGUAUCAGAGAAGCAGGUGGUGCCAUGGGAAAGAGGCAAGCUGCUGAAGAGGAGCUGUACUUCAGGCGUAAGGAGCAGGAGUUGUUUGCUGCAUUGAAAGAGCAUCACCAUGAUGAAAUCGAGCACCACAAAAUGGAAAUUGAACGUCUGCAGCGAGAGAUUGAUCGCCACAAGGGAAAAAUCAGAAAGCUGAAGCAUGAUGACUGAGGGAGUCUUACCAAAAAAAUAUUCCAGGGUCCUCUGUCUCAACUAGACACCUUGAGUAAUUAUUCAGAAUGCAUAUGCCAUCUCACCAGACAAUUCACAAAUGAGUUGUUCUCUUUAUGAAAGAUAUUAAAACUGUUGAUAAACUUUUUGUUCUGUCUGGCAUGUUGAGCAAUGUAAGAUGUCGAUGGGUUCUUUUUGUAAUAUACCAGCAUUCAGCAUGAUUUCCCCCCCCCAAGCAAUUGCCAUAAGCAAACUCCAAAAGUAAUGACAUUUCUCCAAUCACUUCAUAUGGACACUCGUCUUUGUGUAUUUGCAUAUAAAUGUGUAAUGCAAAUUGUAGGUUUGUGUGCUUGAAAAAGUCGCAGUGUGACGUAAACUGGUGCAAGUUGCAUGAAUCCUGGAAAAACACCCUGAAAUAAUUUACACUGAACUAUGGAACUGUUGAUAAACCAAUUUGAUUUUUAUCCUGUGAUGGAGGAUUUGCAUUCACAUUCCAAGAGAGAAAAA
Thalassophryne amazonica is the source of this 6473-nucleotide messenger RNA. RefSeq names its product RLF zinc finger (gene rlf). Gene Ontology annotation, molecular function: DNA-binding transcription factor activity, RNA polymerase II-specific; DNA binding; ATPase inhibitor activity. Gene Ontology annotation, cellular component: nucleus; mitochondrion. Gene Ontology annotation, biological process: negative regulation of ATP-dependent activity; regulation of transcription by RNA polymerase II. The coding region runs from base 36 to 5966 and encodes 1976 amino acids. The record is from RefSeq and is a predicted model, not a curated record. Lineage: Eukaryota; Metazoa; Chordata; Actinopteri; Batrachoidiformes; Batrachoididae. The transcript is spliced from 13 exons.